This is a messenger RNA of Klebsormidium nitens, 1343 nucleotides long. The record is from the annotation of a GenBank genome assembly. NCBI's taxonomy places the organism in Eukaryota, Viridiplantae, Streptophyta, Klebsormidiophyceae, Klebsormidiales, Klebsormidiaceae.
AUGCAUGAGACAGCAAGCGGCUUCCAGACUGGGCCCCAGAUUAUCAAAGACCUGGGUCUGGUAGAACAGUGUUUUAAUGAAGACUUCUUUGUCAGCGCGCCGUGCCUGCACAAGCAGCAAAUCCAGCAUCGUGCCUCUGUAGGACUCUUGGGGAUGGUCUUCCGGGGCGUGAUCCGACACUUUGAGUAUUCGGCAAUUGCAAGGAGAAUAGGAGCUAGGGCGUACUUGAACACGUCCAGCUAUGAACAGAAGCAAAUGCAGAAAUCUGCAGAGGAUCAGUGCACAUACUGCCGGGCGCCCUUGGUGCGCCUCCCUCCUGCGCUUUCUGAGAACCCCAUUUGCGACACCGAGUCGUUGCCGCCCGAUGGGGACCUGGAUUACCAGCAGAAUGAAGGCAAAGGCGUGACUGUGAGCGGGUACUGCUGCCUGAAUGGGCACCUGAUUGGACUCUAUGACGGUUGGGAUGGUGGCCAAUUGCUUAACAGAGAGGUAUUGCCUGAUCCGGGGGCGGGUCUCUCAAUAGAAACCUGCAGAGUCCGGAGUGUGCUGAGUUCUGCCCUGGCGCCAAACCCAGCAAAUAACAGCUGUGAUCUGACCGUCAAGCAAAGCCUUGACGCAUUUUCAGCCGCCAGAAAGAUCAAAUGCCUAGCUGAGAGUAUUGAGAAGGGCGAAGGGGAGGUCAAUCUGAUGGAUGCAGAGGUUGACGAUGCAGAGGUUGAAGAGUUGUGGCCUGCUGGGGAUGUACAAACUGACUCCGAGUACUUGAUCCGUGCACGGCAGUCCAUGCUGGAUUGUCGAAUGGACUGGAUUGAAGCACAUUUCAAGGCUAAACAGUUUAGAAUGUCCGCACUGGAGUCGGCGCAGGAGUUGGAGGUUACUACGUCGGGUGAUACCCCUUUCUGGAUCAUCAAUGAGACAGAGCUUGCCAGCGUCAAGAAUCUGCUGGACAGCGUCCCCGAAUCAGAGGGAGUCUUCUUGGAGUAUCUGAUGCAUAGAGAGCACACGGCUUCCAUCCCUUUGGAGCACAUUCGGCACUUGGAGCUCCACAAUCUAAGGAGCCAGGAACUAGAGGAGGCGAGGAAAAAGCUGAUUUCGACUGCGCUGGCAGCUUUGGGUGUCAGAGUGGCCACCCGCGGGUGGCUGCGGGGGCAGUGGCCGGACUCGCCAUCUGUGCAGAACUUCAUCAAGCUCGGAGAUCAGUCGGUGUACGAAGUGGUCAUGUGCCAGAAGAGCGUGUUGCAAGAAAGGAAGCUGGCAGCGGCUGCCCGUCGGAAACCGAAGCUAGAAGCACGAGGGAAGGUUAGCGGAUAAGGUUACAAGCGUACGAAACACCAUAAGCCCGU